CCCAACCAUCAUCUGGAGACUUGGCUUUUUUUUUUUUCAUACCGAUACCUUAUCACCUCUUCUUUCAUCUCACACUUCUUUCCACAUCAUGUCUGAUAUCGUCGUUCCUGGAUUCAAGAGCUCCGAACUCAUUGCCGAGUUGAGCAAGGUUUUUGAUGCCUACUCUCCUGAAGAAAAGGCCGCCUUGAUCAAGAAGGUGAAUGGCGUGUUCGAGUUUGUUAUCAAGAACGCUGACGGCAAGACAGAAACCUUCACUGUCGACUGCAAGAAGGAAGGCAAGGUGACCCGUGGUAAAGGCAAGCAGAAGGCCGAUGCUAUCUUGACCUUGAAGGAUCAAGACUUUGUUGACUUGGCUACUGGCAAAUUGAACGGUCAAAAGGCUUACAUGAGCGGCAAGCUCAAGAUUAAGGGUCAGAUCAUGCUCGCUAUGAAGCUCGACAGUGUCUUCAAGUCCCUCAACCCUACCGCCAAACUCUAAAAUGUUUUUCUUCCUUUCGUCCUGUAUUCCGAAAUCAUCAUUCCCUGGAUUCUUCCACCUUUUGUUUUCGUCUUUCCCUCUUCUUGCUUCUCAGCAAAUAAAAAAGAUGAUCCCCAGUUAUCCAAAAGCAGCGCUUUGGUGAAAAAGAAAAACGUCA
Radiomyces spectabilis is the source of this 635-nucleotide messenger RNA. RefSeq names its product SCP2 sterol-binding domain-containing protein. Lineage: Eukaryota; Fungi; Mucoromycota; Mucoromycetes; Mucorales; Radiomycetaceae. Gene Ontology annotation, cellular component: cytosol. The transcript is spliced from 3 exons. Bases 89 to 478 code for a protein of 129 amino acids. The record is from RefSeq and is a predicted model, not a curated record.